This is a messenger RNA of Cladocopium goreaui, 1095 nucleotides long. NCBI's taxonomy places the organism in Eukaryota, Dinophyceae, Suessiales, Symbiodiniaceae. The record is from the annotation of a GenBank genome assembly.
AUGCACCUACUGACUCAAGUGUACAUGUGCACAAGCGUCAACACUGUGUGCGCGGCCUUGCCGGGUUCGGGAAUGGAGAAGGUGCCCCUGCCUCAGCAAACUCAGGAAAUGGCCGACUGUUCUAAUGCCAUGGAGUGGAAGCUUUGCACGGUGUGGUUUGCUGAUGACAUCCUGGACUGUAGUGCUUCUACUGAUGUGGAGAGUACAUCCACUACAUCUACUACUGUCAAUACAUCCAAUACCAUUCUGCCACCGACAGCAUUUACGAAAGCCCCACGUGGUGUUGCUGUUUGCAUAGCAGGGAAUCUUCGCACCUUCACAGUUCCUGUGGUCUUUUCUCAAAUCCGACCCUUUCAUGAGCAACUCUGGGGUUGGACGGUUUCGUUUUUCCUCUAUGGCACCUUGGAGGGUGCUGGGCCGAAGAACCAAACGCAUCGCAACCUGGCCGCCAUCCAUGAAAACAAUCAGACUGCGUUGAAGAUGGCGCUGACGUCGCUGAGGCCCCAAGCAGUCGAAUUGGUCGCGAAUGCUGAGGAUGUGACGGAGGAGAACAUUGCGCAGUAUGUCCUGCAUCAGGAAUGUUUCCGAAAUAUUCAAUUCAUUGAAUCGGUGGACGGUGUCGAAGCCUUCUUCGAAAAUCGCGUGCGCUUCUUACGUGGCCUGAAUCAGCUCGCACACGUCAUCAGUAGCCUUGAGAUGAUGAUGCGAUUUGAACAAACCCGAGGUCGCAGGUUCAAAGUGGUAAUUUUAACCCGCCCGGAUCUGCGAUAUGACGUGAACCGUAAUGAUCAUGAUUGGUUUCGUGAUGUCGCUUGGGUUCCCGAGUGGAUCUCCAACGGCAGUGUGGCACUUCAAAUGGAUCACUGGGUGGCCAUGCCUCGUGCGCUGGCGGAACGAUUUUAUUUGCUCGGCAAAGUUCUGAGUUGUAGUCCUUCCGACAAAUGUUGUCGAAAAAUUGACCGAUCUGAAAGUUUGUGGGAAUAUUUAACUGGAGCGGUGCAUGGCAAUUUUGGUCAAUGCUCCUGCUCAAAUAUCACCACACCUUUUCGAAGGGCCAGAGUCGCCCAGAUUCAACGGACCAAGUCGAGAAAGUGA